Molecule: messenger RNA, 2670 nt
Organism: Closterium sp. Yama58-4
Lineage: Eukaryota; Viridiplantae; Streptophyta; Zygnematophyceae; Desmidiales; Closteriaceae
Source: the annotation of a GenBank genome assembly
AUGCUGCGAAGCCACUGGUGUCCCAUCACUCUUGCAAAUGGCGAGGCCAUGGAGCAAGGCCUGCAAGCACUCGAAGCAUGGCUGUCAGAGCACGUGCACCCGUGGCUGGAUGGAGAAGCAGCGAGCACAUCACGUGCAGCCGUGCAUCAACGUGCACCCGUGCCUCACUUCCUCCCCUUCCACCCCUCUUCACCCCACAACACCCCUCCCAACAGCCUCAUGCUACGAAGCCACUGGUCUCCCAUCACGCUCGCCAACGGGGAGGCCAUGGAGCAAGGGCUGCAGGCGCUAGAAGCAUGGCUGUCAGAGCACGUGCACCCGUGGCUGGAUGGGGAAGCAGCGGGCAUGGGCAUGAGCAGGAGCGUGGGGAGCAUUGGAGCAGGCACUGCUGCAGGAAGCGUGGGAGGAGGGUCACGGGUGCAGCUGAUUGACGCUCUUCAACACACAUACCAGGCAGUGGUAUUGCUGACGGCAAAACAAAAAGCACGGAAGACAAUGGAGGAGGUGGUUGCAAUGUGCCCAUCCCUCAACUUCACUCAGCUGACCAUCCUGUGCUCGUGGUUUGAGGACGAGGUGUACGGCUCGAGAGGGUUCGACAGGGCUGUGCUGCAGCAGCUGAGAGGAGCAGGGGAAGACUAUGAAUCCGAAUUGCUCGAAGCGUUUGAAGGCCUGCCAUUCACCCCCACGGCCGUGAUAGCAGCAGUGCCGCCAAUUGACCCAUUCGUCGUGCCACCUCCCCACAUGAUGGCAGCGAGUCGUGUGGACUUGAAAUGGGUGCGGCGGCGCGUGACGGAAGCGCUGCUCGUGAGCGGCGCGGUCGUGGCGUGCCUUGUUAAUCACCAUGUUCCGCAACCGUACAUGGACGAGAUUUUCCACGUGCCUCAGACUCAGCAGUACUGCCGAGGGGACCUGCUGACGUGGCAUCCGCUCAUCACCACGCUGCCUGGCCUUUACUACCUAGCUCUUAUAUUCGUGGGCGUGCAAUACGCCCUCCUGCAACUCCUGGGUAUUGUCAAAGCCGCUGCCUACGUGGCAUCCACGUCAGACGCCACGUCAGAUGCCACGUCAGAUGACACGUCAGCAGCAGGCGUGUCAUUCGCAUCCCUGUGCUCCCCCGUGACGCUGCGAUCCCUCAACCUCCUCCUCCUCGUCCUCUCCUUCCCUCUCUUCUACUCCACUGCCCGUGCUGCCGCUGCUGCUGGUGCUGCUGCUGGUGCUGCUGCUGGUGCUGGUGCUGCUGAGACAUCAGUUGCAGCUCGUUCAAACAAGGCAGGCAAGCCCCAUUCUCGUCGUCGAGGUGUCGCUGCCUUGCUGCACAGAUACGAAACCCUACUUGACACCAAAGACGAAACGCAAGACGACACCAGAGGUGAAACUCAAGGCGAAACCGGAAACGACACACAAGCUGACACCAAAAGCCGCUGCGCCAACCACGCGCCUUGGGACCAGGUCGACGAGGACUGCACGUGGAGGGGGGCGAUGUUUGUCCUGUUCCCCCUGCACUGGUUCUUUGGAUUCCUAUACUACACGGAUGUGGCGUCAUCUGUAGCAGUGCUGGCCAUGAUGCGAUGUGUGUACAAGAAACAACACUACCGUGCUGCACUGUUAGCAGCAGGCAGCAUCAUCAUCCGUCAGACCAACGCCGUGUGGGCUCUGCUCGCUCUCUGCCUCUCCACCUCGCACUUCCUGGGGGUGCCCGUUCUUCUCACCCCGCAACUCCAACCCCUGGGGACUUCAAAGCUGACGACUCCUUUGAUCACUCCCAAGGGGACUCCUAAAGACGAGGCAGAGAAAGACGGGCCGGGAAAAGACGAAGCGGAAAGGGAUGGGGAGAGCAGAUGCAGAGCCGAUGAAAAAGGCACCUUACGCGAUGGCGUGGUCACCGAUUCGACAGAGGGAAGCUUCCAGGAUCCUUCCUGGGUUACAGAGGCGGCUGCGAGAGGGGAGGAUGUGCCUAGGGCGCUGCUGCUGCUGCUGCACCGCGCGUGGGCCGUGCGGGGGAAGUUUCUCAGAAACUUCUUCCCGCUGCUGGCGGUGCUUGCGGCGUUCUUUGUCUUUGUGCGAGUCAACGGGGGAAUAGUUGUUGCCUUCUCCGCCCUCUCCCUCUCGCCCCUCCUCCUCGCCCCCUCCUCGCUCCUCCCCCUCCUCUCCGCCACCUCUCGCUCUCUCCGAUCCUCCCCCCUUCGCUGCCUCCUCCUCGCUCUCGUCGGCUCUGCCCUGAUCUUUCUCACCAUCAAGCACUUCAGCCUCGCCCACCCCUAUCUACUAGCAGACAACCGCCAUUAUCCCUUCUACAUCUGGCGAAGGCUCAUCAACCCACCCCACAGCCCGUCACAGCGCUUCCUCCUGCUGCCACUCUACUCCCUCUCCCUCCUCGCCCUCACCCAUGCAUUACGCCGUGCUAUGACCCUUCUAGGCCUCUUUUUCUUCUCAGCUGCCACAGCAGCAGUGCUCGUCCCAUCCCCUCUCCUAGAAUUCCGCUAUUUCAUCCCUCCCUUCCUGCUCUUGCUACUGCACCUCCCCCUGCCUCGUAACCGCCUGGAAAAGAGGCUCGCGUGUACUCUGGUUGUCAGUGCAUUUGCUGCUGUAGACAUUGCCACUAUGGGACUCUUUGUAUUCCGCCCAUUUAAGUGGGAGGGGCAUGAGGGCUUGCAACGGUUCCUGUGGUAA